UAAUGGCCGCCGCCUGUAAAAUGGAGUGAGGAUGACGCAUGUCGGUGAAUCGGACAUCCUCUCACGAUUUAUUUGACGUUGUGUCAUUGUGUGAACAGAACAAUUAGUCCAGAACGAGUCAUUCUCAUCACAUACAGUAUUUUGGCAUUUACAACCCCUGUCGGCGUAGUCAUGGAUACAUCGGUGAAAUCCAGCGAGUCGGAGGACAGCAGUCCUGCCUUCAAACCUGAUGAGUCUUUAGUGCAGGUUCUCGUCCAGUCUCUGGCAUUUAGCAGGAAUGCUGCCAUCAAGGGUCUGUAUUACACUGGAAACUACAAUGCUGAUUUGGCUGCAGCUUGGAUUAUGGACAACCAGGAAAAGCCAGACCUUGACAGUCCACUUCAGGAGGAUGCAGGUGACUCGGAUGACAGUGAGGAAGAUUAUUUUCCAGAGGGCGUUGAUUUCUACAAGAUGGUAUUUGUCGUAAACUCGGAGUUGAACAUGGGCGUUGGAAAGAUAGCUGCCCAAGCUGCACAUGCGGCCCUUGGACUCCACAGAAUCCUGUUGGAGACACCACAAAAGUUUGGACAAAUGCUCAUGAGCUGGGAACAGUUUGGAGAAACAAAAAUUGUCCUGAAGGGAGACAACUCCACACAGCUGAUGGACCUAACGAGUAAAGCUGAAGGCCUUGGGCUUCCCAACUAUCUAGUCCAUGAUGCUGGCAAAACACAGAUUGCAGCAGGAUCUGUAACAGUCCUGGGAAUAAUGGGAAAGAUCGACGUCGUUGACAACGUGACAGGCAGUCUCAAGUUGCUUUGAAAAUUGACGUAGGAUCCUGGUAUGGAAGCAUUAAUUGCGUUUAACCGUGAUGGCCUUGCUUGCGCUGUGAUAAUCAUGUACAAGACACUGAUGCUAAUAAGAUCUGAAUCAUCAGAAAGCUUAUAAACAGAAUAGCUACUUAAACACGAAUUUUCAAAGCACCUGAUGAAACUUUAAAAUUUGAGUGAUUUUUAUUGUAUUUUUCAAUUUUGAUACAUGUAUUUGAUUUUAAACCGAGUACAAUCUGUCAAAACUGGAUACUUGAGGGACCAACCAAUUUGGCCAGUUAGGAGAAAAUCCCAUAUUGUAGAUUCUACUAAAUCAAAAAAUUAAAUUAUACAUUGAUUUUUUGGGAACAAGUGCUUUCACUGGUUUAGACAAAAUUUGGUUUAGAAAGAUCACACUUUUUAGAAUUAAAAUGUACUAAGAACUGUAGAAUUUAGGUAUUGGUUCUGUCAUGAGAAAACACACUGAUCCAGAGCAGAUCAUAAGUGGAACCCUGGGAUUUUUAACCACUACCAAAGCAUAAUGGAAAACCCUUAGAAAAUUGUAGUCAUAUACUGUAUUAUCCUACAAUAAGCCCCCUCCUCUAGUAAACAAUUAGUAUUCAAGUUUGGGAGGGCUAUUUGUGAACCAGUUUUAGCUUUCUAUUUUUCAAAAUUGAUGAUUCUGCAGAAAUGAAGAAGGGGGUUAUUUACAGAUAUGGUAUGAUAACCAGAUGAUUGUAUGAUUGGUUACUGGCCAUCGUAUUUUGUAUUUUAGUCCCAUUUCACAGAAAUGUAGUCAGUGUUUUGUAAAACUGUUUUUUAGCUCACACUGAUCCAUAGGAUUGCUGAGCUUAUGAUAUUGUUUAUUUCUGCAGUUUUAGGCAUUACAUGAAUUUAUCAGUUGUGAAUGUUGUCACAUUUACUCACAUUGAUGGAAAAUUGUGUAUUUCGCUUAUAUUUGCUAAUAUAAUUUAUCCAGUAUUUUUUCACUAGUCAAGCUGGUAAACAUGUUUGGUACUCCAGGGGUUAUGUUCACUUUCAAUCCGAAUUCACUACACCCCUGGCAUAUGUCAUGGUAAAAUUGAAGGCUCGAUCACCGUCAUCUUAUGAAUUAAACAAAAGUCCAGUUUGAUUAUUUGAUACACAGCAAACAAAUCUUAAGGUCAGAAUACUGGUUGUCACCCCUUUGUGACCUUGCAAAGAAAGGCAUCAGCCUUGCAAUUGAUCAGGUUGUUUUCCUGGCACCUAUCAAAUAGCUAGUUUGUGCCUUUUUGAUUUUGCCACACUAGGGUCGCAAAGAGUGAAAAUGAACAUAACGAUCCUGGAGUAUUAAGGAUGGGUAUUAAAGAGCUGUGGAUGAAAAGAAUGUGAAAUAGGUUCUUUCAGACUUGAAGUAGGAAUUUAAACUGAAUCACGGUUUUAGCAUGAAUUUGGUUACAUGGAUGCUGGCUAAGGGUGUAAUUGUCAUGAAACUCCAGCCAGAAUUCUUGUGUCACUAUCUGACCAUUUUUCUUGUAACUAGUCAAAAGUCUUGACAUUUAGAAUGGUGUGUUGCUUUAAAUUCUGUCUCAAGUUCAUACAUGUACGUGUAAUCCAAAAUGAUGUGAGACAUUUUCUAUCACUGAAAUGACGAGUCUGGCAUGGGCAGGUUAUAAAUUUGAGAAAAAGACGUUUUUCCUGAAUGCAAACUUGUGUGUUGAGUGUGUGGAUCACUUAAACAUUUGUUAUGAUAAAGAGUAUACUAUUUGUAUCAUGCUUUAAAUUAUUGUUGAUAUAUCAUACUAGUAUGAGAGUUAUUAUGUCCCAGGUGAAAACUUAAUAUUGUUUUCCACAUUUGAUGUCGUGUAUAUUGAAGUAGGCUUUAGAUGCGAUGUUUGCAUAUUUAUAAAUCAUCAUGCUUGUCCCAUCGCAUGCUUUCAGAAACCAUUUAAAAAGAGAACUAUCAAUCAACAUAUUCAUACUAGUCAAAAUUUUAUUCUGUUUUUAAAUUUAUGAAUAAGAUAUUCAUAAUUAAAUAUUUAUGCUGUAAAAUAUUGAAGAAUGAUAGCAUUAAAACAUUUAAAAUUUUGCAGGCUAAUUGUUUUUCUUAAGAAAUAUUUUCAGAAGUAGAUCUAGCUGAAACAUUGAAAUUUUUUUUAUAUAAUUGCAUUAAAUAAAAUGCAAAUUUUAUGGGCUGUUUUUCUCAAGUAACAAUGAUCUUCAGUCCUUGAAGUUUAGUUUUGUUUUAUUAGAAUAAGUCAUUAUAUAAAAUGUAAUUUUUGGAGAAUUUGUGAUUAUACAUGAGGAUAUCAGGGACUUGGCAUAAGUUUCUGACCCACAGUUCAUAUAGAUGUAUUAUGCAUACAUUUGUUCGUAUCACUGCAUACAUACCCUGAGCUAAGACACAUACAAAUGUAUAUGGGCUGUGUAAUGGAAAGUCGUGCCAAGUCCCUGUGUAUAGGAAUAGCUACGGUGUAUCUCCACCAAGUACAAAUGAUUUUGUAGUUCUCUUUUAACAAUUUUAAAAACUAACUGGUUAAUUAAUUCUGAUUUGUCUAUAGUUGGGACCAGAGUAUUUGAAAUGUUUCACAUAUACCUAACAUUAAUUAUGAAUUUCACAUCAUGAUCUAAAAAAAA
Molecule: messenger RNA, 3401 nt
Organism: Pecten maximus
Lineage: Eukaryota; Metazoa; Mollusca; Bivalvia; Pectinida; Pectinidae
Product: probable peptidyl-tRNA hydrolase 2
Exons: 6
Coding region: 172-798 (208 amino acids)
Cellular component (GO): cytosol; mitochondrion
Molecular function (GO): protein binding; peptidyl-tRNA hydrolase activity
Source: RefSeq, a predicted model, not a curated record